Molecule: messenger RNA, 4637 nt
Organism: Cynoglossus semilaevis (tongue sole)
Lineage: Eukaryota; Metazoa; Chordata; Actinopteri; Pleuronectiformes; Cynoglossidae
Gene: klhdc8b
Product: kelch domain containing 8B
Exons: 6
Coding region: 886-1965 (359 amino acids)
Biological process (GO): nuclear chromosome segregation; mitotic nuclear division; mitotic cytokinetic process
Cellular component (GO): intercellular bridge; midbody; cellularization cleavage furrow
Molecular function (GO): protein binding
Source: RefSeq, a predicted model, not a curated record
CGAGGGUUAGGGAUGAACAUGUUUAAAGAGGCUGCGUCAUUGAGCAUAGAGAGAGAAAGAGAGAGGGGGGAGGGCGAGGGGGAGGAGUGUUGACAGGAAGAGGAGGCAGCUGUGUAAGUUGAGUCAGUGGAUACAGACGACGACGAUGAUGACGAUGAUAUAGAAAACGAGCUGAUUAGCGUCGGUGCUUCAAUAACAGAGCCGUCAGCAGGAGGCGCUGAAAACUGUCUGCAAACAUCGAGGCAUUUUAUUUUUUAUGCGCAGCUCAUUGUGUUUUAAAUCACCGAUAGACAGGGAGAGAUAGUGGGGGAGUCGACGAGGGAGUGCAGCUGCGACACAGAAAAGUUGACUAAUCCUGACGCACGGAUGGAGAUGAUGUUCCGAGGAUGCGGGACAGGGACACGUGGAUUUAAUGAGGCAGACGCGGGGAAUCAGACACGUGACCAGCUUCAAAGCUCAUUCACCAGACAUGGUGCCACUGACUGAGAUCUUGCCUGGGAUUGUGGGAAUUCCUAUUGAAUUUGGAAACAAUAUACAGAGCAACGUCAUUUGUCUUAAGUCUUAGACGAACUCUUGGAUGAUCUCUCACUCUUCUCACAUUGUUGAACCUGGAUGUUUGUUGUUUGUCUCUUUAAGAGACUUUAUUUUUAGUUUUCACCCAGAAACCCAGGUCCUGUCACUGAGACCUGAGACCACUGAGUCAGCUGGAGACUGGAAGUUAAAGACAGCAACAUCUUCAUGAAUAAAACAUCUUGAAUUUUGUUGACCAGGACUGUGUCCAGGCACUGGAUACUCAUCCCCAAACAUCAUCAUCAUUAUCAUAUUCUUCUCCUGGUCAACCUGCUUCCUGCUCAUGGUGCUCUCUCUCCUCUUUGUCCUGGAAACAUGCCUGUUCAGGAGAUGGCAGUGAGUCCUGUCAAGUCCUUGUUCUGGCAGCAGUUCCCCCCGAUGUCUCAGCGUCGGGUCUACUGUGCUCCAGUUUUUAAUGCAGGCCUGCUGUAUGUGCUUGGAGGCUGCAGUGAGACUGGUAUGCCUCUGGAUAGUGUGGAGGUUCUAGAUGUAGCUAGUCAGACCUGGAGUCAGCUGCCACCGCUGCCCACGGCUCGGGCUGGUGCCUCAGUGGUAGCUGUGGAUGGACAGGUGAUGGUCCUGGGUGGCAUGAACCAGCAGCAGACGCCACUGGCUUCUGUAGAGACGUUUCAUCCAGAUGAAGGGAAGUGGGAGACCAGAGCUAGUCUGACUCAACCCUCCAUGGGUGUCACCAUCGUGGAGAAAGAUGGUAAAGUGUAUGCGUUGGGGGGAAUGGCGUCAGACACCACACCCCAGGCUUUGGUGAGAGUUUACCAGGCCGAAAAAGACCAGUGGCAGCCCUUGACUUCCAUGCCUACACCACGGUAUGGAGCUACAGCAUUCCUGAUAGGAAACAAAAUCUACAUCCUGGGCGGUCGUCAGGGAAAGAUGCCGGUCACAGCUUUGGAGGCCUUUGACCUGGAGACCAAGAGCUGGACACGUUAUCCCAGUAUCCCCAGCAGAAGAGCUUUUUCCUGCUGCACAUCCAAUGAACAAAGUCUCUUUAGUUUGGGGGGGCUCCAGCAGCCAGGACCACACAACUUUUACUCCAGACCUCACUUCGUCAAUACUAUGGAAGAGUAUGACCUUGAGCAAGGAACCUGGAUCAAACCUGCCAGAAUGUCCAGGAUGAAGGAGAAAAGAGCUGACUUUGUUGCUGGAUGUCUGGGAGGAAGAGUCAUCGUAGCUGGUGGUUUAGGUAAUGAGCCCUCACCCUUAACCUCGGUGGAGAGUUACAACCCACUGAAGCGGCGCUGGGAGUAUGUAGCACCGAUGCCAACAGGACGCUGCUCCACCUCCCUGCUCCAGACUCCUGGCAUGUUUUUUGUGAUUGGUGGUGUUGCCCAGGGACCCAGUGAUGCUGUGGAAGCUCUGUGUUUACAGGAAACAGUGUGACACGCACACAUGUUCUAAAAGAAUUAAGAGAUAGUAAUGGACCACGACCAGAAUCAGGUGACUGACAGAAGUCACUUUCUCAAUUAAAGCAGGGAAUUUUCUGGACAUUCAAGGAACUAAGGCCAUAUCUGGUUUUCAUGUUAGCAGCAGAAGCAGAGCAAUUUUUUUUCUAACCAGUGGCUUUCUGAUGUGUGUUUUGUUUAGCACAGCGGUUGCAGUCACUCGUUGUUGAGUCACCUGGUGUUUUUACUUUUUUCAAUGGAAUCAUUUGGUUGUAGACCAGUUAGGAUUAGGAUUGGAACCUAUGAUGUUAAGGGGGUCUAAUGCUUUAAUGUCAAUCCUAAUUUGCUUUAAAAAAACAUUGAUUAUCUAAGACAUGUAACCUGCUCUGACACACAGGACAAAUGGUCUGGUCUACGGGGUCUCUGCGGGUUGCUCGUCUGUGGUGCACAGUCGUGCUGGGCUUUGCUCAUAUCAGGGAACUUGCACCUUCUAAAGCAGAGAUGUGUCAGUCAAGUCAGCACACCUUGGUAAUGGGUCUAGUCUAAAGCAGAAGUUGAACUUACAGUAUCCAGAUCUGUGACUUUUAAGGUGAAUACAGUUUGUUUCACCUUCCAUACUGAGCUGAUUUUGUCAGUCAGAAAAACUGAGAAGUUCCCCUAGCCUCAGUCACAGCAGCUGCUGCCAUGUCUUCAUGACUUAGUGCUUUUGGUGAAAGUACCUCAACAUCAUCCAUCACCUUGGAAUGCAGUACAACAGGUUCAGGGUGAGAUUUUGUACAAAUCUGAUAUGCUUUGCACUGAUCCUCAAGGAUGUGACCCACUUGGGAUUCAGGCCCAAUGACUUGGCCUAUGAUCUGUUUCAAAGGUUAGUUAAGGACAGUAUAACACUGAUUUACCUGGGUAUGGACCACAACUAGACACACACAGUGUGAUAGCCCCCCACUCCAACCCACCCGACCCUCUGGAACCCUGUCAGUGUCACACUGACAGUCAAAAGGCCUCCUGACUGUGUUUUUCUGGCUCUUGAUGUGACGAACUUCUCUGCAACAGCAUUGGCAGCAUCAGCAUUGGUUGUAGCAGCAGGAUGAACGGUGCAGGUAGAGCAGUUAAUUACAGUGUUCUCACAGAACAAUGACACCAUUUCACUCACCGACUCUUUCUGACCAGGAACAUUUCCAUCAUAACUUGUGGGCACAUCUCCACGAGAACCUUUUACUCCCAGGUACCAUUUUAAAAGAAAGUUAUGUCUUCAUUUUUCAUGAACAUCAGAUGGUUUCAUCAUGGGGUUUUAGAUGUAAGCCACACAUGUGCACUGAAGUUCCCCAUACGGUACACUUUUAUCACAUGUUGCAUGUGUUAUUAGUCACUAUUUUAGAACCAGAACCCAGAUUAUUCUGUACAUUUCUGAUUCCUGCUCUGGGAAGUUCUAACGACAACCUCAGAGUUUCCUAUUCACUUAAACUUUGAGUCAUGUUUAUACUUGGAAUUACUUCAGCUCAGUGGGAGCCCAGAAUAGAUUGUAUACCUUUUAAGAUUCUGGAAAGGACUGAAAAUGGAUCAGUGUUCUAGUCUCCUAGGCUAACUAAUGUGACUAAUGUGAGCUCCCCUUCCUUGUUCUAAAUGUUUUAGCCAUUCUUUCCGUUUUGAAGCUGUGGAAUGUUCCUUUGUUCUAUUGGUUAUACACUAAAAGUCAUUAUUUGUGGCUGCUCCUCAUUUAUCCUAUAAAAAUAAUGCUUAGCUACUCCUAACCUUCGCUGUAUGAAAGGCAUUUCUGUCAAAAAUGAAUGUUUGACCAUGGUUCAUUUUUGACAGAAAUGCCUUUCAUUGCCAUUCUAAAAAUCUGACCCAGAAAACAGGAUACAACAACUAGAACAAAAGGUUCCACUUACAUUCCACUUUGUUGUUAUUCAUUUAUUUUAAGUUUUUUUUGGAUAUUGUCAAGUGAUUAUUAUUGAUGAGGUCACCAGAAUUAGAUAGCACUGUAAUUAUUUUGUUGUUAGUCAUUAUUUAUUUGUUCAUUAUUUAUUUUUCCAGAUUUGUGGAUUUGAGGGUGUGACGUGACAUACACAAUCGUAUUGUGCUUUUUGUUUACAGUUGCAGUACAAUUGAAGUACAUGCAACUGUACAUACAGUACAUUGAACCAUGUGUUGUGUUAUUUACAAAAUGUUAUUUCUUUGUAAUUUCUAAAAUCAGAUGCACCAGGAAUACUGAAGUCAUUUUUGAGCCUGUUUCUCCCACAAAAGUCAGAAGAAACUAUCUCUGACUUUACCUCACUCACACAUAAACUACUUGUAAACUGUUCCCUCCUGUAGUGUGGUCAGUUGGUGAGUUAAAUCUGAAAAAUUUUAAACAGUGAAAUCACCCCUAACACCAACCCAUUUGAUUUCAUUGAUGGAGGCAGAAAAUUAACUGCCAUAAGGCCAUUGACAGUUGUGGUAUGGUUUGGUGCAAAACAAAGACUCACAAACAUCAGUUCUUAGUGAGAACAAUUUUAUAGAGAAACCACGUUGUGUAUUUGUUAGUAUAUAUUGGGCCCUGGAGACAACAGUGUGCUGUUCACGUUGGCUGUAGAGGUUCAGUUUUUCAGUUGUUGAUAAAGUUUUUGGACUCAAGUCGUUCAGUGCCUCCAAUCUAUAAUAAACUACUUAGACUUGUCAUCUGAUUCCAGA